CUUUCUUCUCUCUCUUCGGUGUUGGCUUUCUGACUCUGCAGCGGGUCUCUGCAGAGAGAGAGAGAAGACUCAGAGGAGAAAAAAGAAGCAGAGAAACCAAGAGAGAAGAAAUACGGGGUGCAGCAACAAAACCCUAGAAGGGGAGAGAUAAGCUCUUCCAUUUUCAUGGAAAAAUUCUCCCAUUCCAGAAACCAAACAUCCUCAGCUCUUUCUAAGAAAAUCUGCAAUGGCAAUGGCUUCAACGACAGGUCUGCCUACGAUGACGUUUUCGGCGGUCCACCCAAGUUCGGGGUCCCGACCAUCUCGCCUCGUGUGGAGGACUACACUGAGAUUUUCGGCAGCUUUCAUGCCUCACGCGCUUCCUCUAUCCCGGUUUUGGAUCUUCCCGCUGUUGACGAGGCCGAUGUUUUCUUUGAUGUUCAGGAGGUCGAUUACUCGGAUAUUUUUGGCGGUUUCCGGGGUCUAGAUUUUGCCGUUUCGUAUGACGAGUUGCUUGGGCAGUCUAAGGACGGGGAUGAUUCGUCCGAGGAAGCUUGGACUCCAGCUGAAACUGGAUCUCUGUCAGAAGAGUCAGAUUAUUCUGGGAAAAAUGAAUCCAUGUCAUAUGGAGAUGCUCACCAAUCAUUUGAUGAUGGUAAGGACUUCAACAUUUCUUUUCAUAAAGCUAAUCAAAGAAGCAAAGGAGAUAUGUCAAAUGGGGCUCAUGUUACACAACUAGAUGCAGUUCCUGGAUAUACUGUUGUGGUUGAUGGAACUCCUUUGCAAAAGACAAAUUAUGAGAAUCCACCCCUGUGGGUAACUGGUGAUAUCAGUCUCAGUAGGAGUUUUGGUGGGGGAAAAAUCGAAGAAAAGCAUCUCUGGAAAACCAUGUCCUACCCACAAAAUAGCAAUGAUGGCAUGCAUACAUUUGAAAUUGAACCUCAAGUAGGAUAUGGUGAAAAUGGUUCUCACUCUAGUGAGACGUUUAUAACUGUAUCUGAAAUCAGCCUUAGAACUCAGCCCUCUCCCGUGCCACCACCCUUGAGACCACCACCUAUAGUAGAUGUCAAAAAAGGAGAUUCCAGUAGAUCAGCUUCACAACUUAAAGCUAAUAAGAAUUAUGCUUUCGAAGGCACUGCAGGUGGCAGUUCACCAGGAAGUUCUCCGCCUUUCUUUGAUGUGGAGGUAGAUGCCAGUUCAUCUGCUGCAGCCUCUGCUGCGGCUAUGAAAGAAGCAAUGGAGAAAGCACAAGCAAAACUCAAAAAUGCAAAAGAAAUAAUGGAGAGGAGGAAAGAGGGUCUUCAGAGCCGAACAAAGCUGGGUUCCAGAAAUGAUACAAAACAUAAGGAGGGAAAGUUGAGUAGCAUAUCCAACAGUUUGAAAGAUGAGAAAGUGCAGGGAUCGUGUGAAACUCCGAAAGAUUUUGUCAGAGAAGCAAGCCAAAAAGAAAUGAAGACAACCCAGGUGCUUCCAGAUUCUCGAGAAGGGGAAGCAUUUUUAAAUGUGGCUAUAAAAUCUGCAGAGGGAAGGCAUGGGAAGGAAUCUUGGUCAUCUCAAGAGUCUUAUAAAACUGAAGGAACUGGAAAAUGGAAAGAAGCAACAGAGUUUUAUGAACUUGUAAGAGGAGAUAAAUUUAGAAAGGAGCAGGCAAACAAUGAAAAAGUUUUGGUGAAAAAUAAGAAGGUCAUUGAAAGUAGGCAGAAGGAGAAAAGGGCAGCCAUUGAAUCAUUUGAGCAGCAAGAAGAAAGUGAUAAGAGAAUAAAUGCAGCCCAAGAGGCUCAUGGAUGGGAGGAAAAUGAGCAGAGAUCAGCUAAAGAGGCAUGUGGGCAUGAAGAACAUGAGAAAGUUGAAGUGGCCCAUGUGUUCUAUGGGUGGAAAGAGAAUGAGAAAACAUGGAGAGUGGGCCUGGAGCAUGAAGAAGCUGAGCACAAACUAAAUGUAGCUGAUGAAUGGGAAGAACAUGAUAUCUUGAUAGAGAUACAACAGAAACAAAAUGAGGUGGAAGUUAAGGAAGCUAUGAAGCAGGAGAAUGAAAGGAAACUGAAAGAGGCUAAGGAAAGAACAGGGAAUGAGAGAAAACUCAAGAAGGCUCGCGAAAAUGAAAAAAGUGAAAAGAGACUAAAAGAGGCUUUGGAGCAGGAAGAAACUGAGAAAAAACUAAAAGCUGAAAAUGAAAAAAGACUAGAGGCUCUUAAAUGGCAAGAAAAUGAGAAGAAAAAGAAAGAGGCUCGUGAAAGAGAAGAAAAUGAGAGGAGAUUGAAAGUGGCUCUUGACUGGGAAGAGAAUGAGAAGAAGCAGAAAGAGGCUUGUGAAAGAGAAGAAAAUGAGAAGAGACUAAAACAGGCUAUUGAGCAGGAGGAAAAUGAGAAGAGAUUAAAAGAGGCUCUCAAACAGGAACAAAUUCUGAAGAAACAGAAGGAGGCUUGUGAAAGAGAAGAAAAUGAUAAGAGGUUAAAAGAAGCACUUGAGCAUGAGGAAAAUGAGAAGAAACAAAAAGCUCAUGAGAAGAGACUGAAAGAAGCUUGUGAAAGAGAAGAGAUUGAGAAGAAGCUAAAAGAUGCUCGUGAAAGAGAAGAGAUCGAGAAAAGGCGAAAGGAUGUUCAUAGACAAGCUGAAGAUAAGAAAAGAUUGAACAAGACCCAUGAAAGAAAGGAGAGUGAGAAGAGAUUGGAAGAGAUGCCAGAGUGGGAAGAAACUGACAAAAGAUUAAAAGAGGCCACAAAGUUGGAAGAAAGCGAGAAGAGGCCUGGAGAUUCUGGUGAUGUGGAAGAACUGAAGGGGCUAAAGAAAGCUCAUGAUCAAAUUGUCAAUGAAAAUGAAAAGAAACUAAAAUCUUGUCAAGGAACUUGUGCGCAAAUGGAGGAGAAUCAUUUCACAGCAACUGAUGAGGCAUGUAAGCUGCGUGAGAACAAAAACAUUCAGGCUGCUCAAGUAGCCCACAAAUAUGAAGUGAACAGUUUGGAAGCAAAUCAAGAGGCCCUUGGACAGGAGGAGAAAUUAAAGAUUGCUGCUGAAUCACAAGGUAUUCAUAAGGAUUUCAAAGCAGUUGAAAUGGAAAAUGUACUGGUUGAAGAAAUAUUUGAAGCAUCAGGCAUGGCUGAUGGUGAUGCAGAGGAAGAAAAGAAUAAGAUCAGAAUGGACAAUUCCACGGGGUCAGUUCUUUUGGAUGAGAAUGUGAAAAAAUCGCUUGAAGCUGGCAUUGGCAUUGGACAAGCACACUUGGAGAAAAAUUUGAGAGCUGCCCAGAUGGCCUCCAAUCCUGAAGAUCUGAAAAAGAAUUUCACUUCUGAAUGGGGAGAGGGAGAGAAGAGUAUGAAGCAGACUUCGGUUUCCUUUGAGCCAGAGGAUAGCAAGGAUAAAUUCAGAUCAAGUCAAGUGUUGAAAGAGUGGGUUGAAAAUGGAAAGAAAGUGGAAGCAGCUCAGCCAGCUACAUUGGAAGGGAAAGGGAACAUCCAGAAAACAGCUCAGCAGGUUAGCAAUGGGCAAAGCACAGAAAAAAAGGAAAAGAAUAUUAACAAUACUCCAACACUAGAAGAGAGAGAAAGGGAAGAACGGAUGAAGAGAGAAAGAGAGCUGGAAAAGGACCGGCUUAGAAAAUUGGAAGAGGAAAGGGAGAGGGAAAGAGAAAGAGAAAAGGAUAGGAUGGCUGUUGACAGAGCAACCCGUGAAGCUCGUGACAAGGCAUAUGUUGAAGCCCGUGAGAGGGCUGAAAGAGCUGCUGUUGAGAAAGCGACUGCUGAAGCACGACAAAGAGCACUAACAGAAGCCCGAGAAAGGUUAGAGAAGGCAUGUGCGGAGGCUAGAGAGAAGACAUUAUCUGAUAAGACUUCUAUAGAAGCCAGGCUCAGGGCAGAACGUGCUGCAGUAGAGAGAGCAACAGCAGAGGCUCGAGAGCGUGCUUUUGAAAAAGCAAUGGCUGAGAAAGCUGUCUCUGAUGCAAGAGAACGAAUGGAAAGAUCUGUUUCCGAUAAAUUUUCUGCUUCUUCAAGAAAUAGUGGAUUGCGACAGAGCUCUUCAUCCUCUGAUCUGCAGGAUCUGCAGUCUCAAAGCACAGGGUCUUCUAGUGGUUCAAGAUAUCCAUAUUCCUCAGUUUAUGGUGCUUCCUAUAACACUGAAAAAUCUGAAGGAGUUGAAGGCGAAUCAGCCCAAAGAUGCAAAGCUAGAUUAGAAAGAUAUCGGAGGACAGCUGACCGCGCGGCUAAAGCUCUUGCAGAGAAGAAUAAACGUGAUCUUCUUGCUCAAAGAGAGCAAGCAGAGAGAAAUAGGUUAGCAGAAACUUUGGAUGCUGAUGUCAAGAGAUGGUCAAGUGGAAAAGAAGGGAACCUGCGUGCAUUGCUUUCAACAUUGCAAUAUAUCCUAGGACCUGAUAGUGGUUGGCAACCAAUUCCAUUAACGGAUGUUAUAACUGCUGUUGCUGUAAAGAAAGCUUAUAGAAAAGCCACUCUUUGUGUUCAUCCUGACAAAUUACAACAAAGGGGUGCAAGCAUUCAACAGAAGUACAUAUGUGAAAAGGUUUUUGAUCUUCUAAAGGAAGCUUGGAACAAAUUCAACUCAGAAGAGCGGUGACCCAGGCUUUUGCAUGUAUGGUGAAGCUUGGACAUCACAGUUAUACUGCACAUUUGUAACUUUAUACUGGUAGAAAGUAAAUGUCCAGUUACUCUCAGUCAGCUCUAUAAUUUCUGAAUGUAAGCUUAAGCUUCAUGCGGGUUUGAAACAAAUAUUAGUAAAAGAAAAGGGCUAUUCCCCGUUCAAAAUUUGGAACCCAAGGCGUUUACUUC
Vitis riparia (riverbank grape) is the source of this 4757-nucleotide messenger RNA. RefSeq names its product auxilin-like protein 1. The transcript has 8 exons. The record is from RefSeq and is a predicted model, not a curated record. Gene Ontology annotation, molecular function: clathrin binding. The coding region runs from base 166 to 4545 and encodes 1459 amino acids. Gene Ontology annotation, biological process: clathrin coat disassembly; clathrin-dependent endocytosis. NCBI's taxonomy places the organism in Eukaryota, Viridiplantae, Streptophyta, Magnoliopsida, Vitales, Vitaceae. Gene Ontology annotation, cellular component: intracellular membrane-bounded organelle; vesicle; cytoplasm.